CCCAGAUAUAAUUUUCAACUGAGAAGAUUUGCUGUGUGUUGUGUGUUUCUAUUUUUAAAUUCAACUAUAUUCAUUACCCAGGUUUUAUUAUGGCAGUAUCUUGGACCGGUAAUAAAUUACCACACGGGACAAUGUCCACGCCAUAUGCAAAAGGAAUGAUAGUAAUAUCAGGGAGCUCCUGUAAGGAGCUUGCUGCUUCAGUCACAAGGCGUAUGGACGUCCCUCUCUCUCCAACUGACAUAAAGAAGGACUCGAGCAACGAGACUCACGUCGACAUCAAUGUCUCUGUGAGAGGAAAAGAUGUCUUCAUUAUUCAAACUGGUCAUGGAAAUCUUUCAUGCAAUGACCUCCUGAUGGAGCUGUUUAUUCUUACUUAUGCCUGCAGGACAUCUUCUGCAAGGAAAAUAAUUGGCGUGAUACCUUAUCUGCCAUACAGCACUCAUUGCAUAAUGAGAAGAAGAGGUUGUGUCACUGCUAAGCUCUUAGCAUCGAUGAUGGCAAAGUCAGGUCUCAGCCAUUUAGUGACUAUGGAUCUCUAUCAUAAAGAGAUCCAAGGAUUUUUUGACUUUCCUGUCGAUAAUCUAAGAUGUUCGCAGUUCCUCAUUCAAUACAUUACCAGUCAUAUACCAGACUAUAAGAAUGGAGUUGUUGUGGCUAGAUACCCUGGAGUUACAUUAAGAGCUACCUCGUUUGCUGAAAGGCUCAGACUCUCCCUUGCCGUUAUUCAUGGCGAAGUAAAAGAUCCACAUGACGGUCGUAAUUCUCCGCCUCCUGACGACCACACCCCACGAAGAAUACAAGUCGCACGUAAGGAGAAGCCUCCGUUAAAUAUAGUAGGAGAUGUUGAGGGCCACAACGCAUUUAUCAUUGAUGAUGUCAUUGAUGAAGUGGACAGUCUAAUAGCAGCUGCCCAGUGCAUCAAGAAAAGUGGAGCAAAGAAAAUAUUUGUCGUGGCGACACACGCUCCUCUCUCCGGGGAUAGCCCCAAGAAGCUACAAGAAUCCUGCAUCGAUCAGGCAAUUGUUACAAAUACUAUUCCUCAAGAGGAGAACUCAAAGAUAUGCACAAAGCUUCAAACCAUCGACAUAAGCGUGAUGUUAUCUGAAGCGAUCAGACGCAUCUAUCACGGCGAAUCAAUGUCUUAUUUAUUCAAAAACGUGCCACUGGAAGAUUAAAAUGUAUACUAUUUUAUGUGUGUAUGUGUCAGUUUUUGUCUUUUUCCAUCAGUUUAGCAAGUUUAUCUACACAAAACAUAACACAACAUUGUAUUAUAAUAAAUGUUCAUUAUCAUUGUGUCAUUAGUGUUAUUACUAUUAUAAUACUGUCAUUAUCGAGUUAAUUCAAAACCCUAAUUAAGUACUCACUGUGA
Molecule: messenger RNA, 1369 nt
Organism: Amphimedon queenslandica
Lineage: Eukaryota; Metazoa; Porifera; Demospongiae; Haplosclerida; Niphatidae
Product: phosphoribosyl pyrophosphate synthase-associated protein 2-like
Exons: 10
Coding region: 90-1175 (361 amino acids)
Biological process (GO): purine nucleotide biosynthetic process; 5-phosphoribose 1-diphosphate biosynthetic process
Cellular component (GO): cytoplasm; ribose phosphate diphosphokinase complex
Molecular function (GO): ATP binding; magnesium ion binding; ribose phosphate diphosphokinase activity
Source: RefSeq, a predicted model, not a curated record